GUUUUUACAUUUUUACCAUUAUAACGAAUUGCACUCAUCAGAUUAUCACUAUUACGAUGGCACCUACAUCUAUACCAUAAGAGAGAAGUUUGACUUACAAAUUUACCACAUUUGAGGAUGUGGCAGCCACGAGGCCGGUCCACGCUGGCGCUGAGUCAGCAGGCACCGACGCCGUUCGGCCCCCGUUACUGGGCGCUGGGCCCGGUUGACGCCGCCGCCGCUAACCCUAUCCGGCCGAAUCGAUCCCCCCUCUCCUCCCACUUCCUUCCGCCGCAGUCUUCUUCUUCCUCCUCUUGCCGCGCUGCUCCUUCUUCGCUGCUCGCCCCGCCGCCGCCUCCAGCUCCCCUCCCCCCGUCCCUGCGCCAAGGUGGCCAUGUCCGACAGGCCUGAGUCUUCGAGCGCUAGUAGGUCAGGGAGGAGGCAGGAACGCGGCUGUAGCUCAACGCGCGUGCAUGCUGUGGCGUAUCCAACCGGCAAAGAAUCUGGACUUCCUUUGAUUGAAUGCCCCGACUGCGGUCUAGCCCGUGUGAUCGAGCUUCGCGCGAAGAAAGAUACAGUCAACAACGGGCGAACCUUCUUCAAGUGUCCGAGGAAUGGGAAUCCGAAGUAUUGUGACUUCUACCGAUUUCAGAAGGAUUACUUGGAUGAGCUGAUUCUCAAGAAGAUUGUCAUUAUCAAGUGUGAGCAGAUCGAAGAAGUGGAAGAAGGAUCGCACGGCAGCAUGAACGAUGAGGAAGAGAACCGCAGUAGGCUAGAGAAGUUAGAGAAUCUGACAUGGAAAAUGAAUUGUGUGUUUGUUGUUUUCGGCAUUGUUGUGUUAGCAAUGGUUGUGAGAUCAGUUGUAAUGGCUUGAGUUGAGCAUUGUGUUUGUUGGAGCCUGAUGUAUGAACCAUUAUCUGAUGUAUGAAUCUUUUGCAAUGCACCAGAUGUAUGAAUCUCUUGCAAUGAACCUGAUGUAUGAACCAUUUGCAAUGAAACAU
This is a messenger RNA of Panicum virgatum (switchgrass), 980 nucleotides long. RefSeq lists its product as uncharacterized. Lineage: Eukaryota; Viridiplantae; Streptophyta; Magnoliopsida; Poales; Poaceae. The transcript is spliced from 2 exons. Gene Ontology annotation, molecular function: zinc ion binding. Bases 374 to 853 code for a protein of 159 amino acids. The record is from RefSeq and is a predicted model, not a curated record.